Molecule: messenger RNA, 1041 nt
Organism: Tremella mesenterica DSM 1558
Lineage: Eukaryota; Fungi; Basidiomycota; Tremellomycetes; Tremellales; Tremellaceae
Exons: 4
Coding region: 1-1041 (346 amino acids)
Biological process (GO): dTMP biosynthetic process
Cellular component (GO): mitochondrion; cytosol
Molecular function (GO): thymidylate synthase activity
Source: RefSeq, a predicted model, not a curated record
AUGCCCACCGCAAUCACUACGAAUGGCUCGGGUCGUACCAAUCCAGAGCAUGAAGAAUAUCAAUACCUAGAUUUAAUAACACGUAUCAUAACAACAGGUCAAUCACGUCCAGAUCGUACAGGAACAGGUGUCAUUUCCCUAUUCGCUCCUCCUUCCCUCCGAUUUUCUUUGUCCAACCAAACAUUACCAUUGUUAACUACGAAACGUGUGUUUUUACGUGGAGUAUGGGAAGAACUAUUAUGGUUCGUAAAAGGUUCAACAGACGGUAAACUUCUUUCUGAAAAAGGUAUAAAUAUUUGGGAUGGGAAUGGAAGUAGAGAAUAUUUAGAUAAAGUCGGUCUGAGUCAUAGGAGGGAAGGUGAUUUAGGACCUGUUUAUGGUUUUCAAUGGAGAUUUUUCGGUGCCGAAUAUGGGACUUGUGAUGAUGAUUAUAAUGGGAAAGGUGUUGAUCAAUUGAAAAAUGUUAUUGAAAAGAUUAAGAAUAAUCCUACGGAUAGAAGGAUAAUUUUAAGUGCUUGGAAUCCUAAAGACCUUCCACUUAUGGCCCUACCUCCAUGUCACAUGUUUUGUCAAUUUUACGUCACAUUACCACCUCUUCUUCCCUCAAACCCUUCCGACCCCUCCAAUCCAUCCAAUCCCUCCGAUAUCGACUCUCCUCAAGACUCAUCUAUCGACCCUUCAGGUCCACGAGACCCAAAUAUCAAGCCAAAACUAAGUUGUUUAAUGUAUCAACGUUCUUGCGAUCUAGGUCUAGGAGUCCCAUUCAAUAUAGCUUCUUACGCUUUACUCACUCAUAUGAUCGCCCUGGUAACAGAUUGUGAAGCCCAUGAAUUGAUAUUACAAAUGGGUGAUGCACAUGUUUAUAAGGAUCAUAUCGAACCUUUGAAAAUACAAUUGGAACGUCAACCUAGGGAAUUCCCAAAGUUGAAUUGGAAGAGGAGUAAAGAAGAGAUUAGUGAUAUUGAUGGGUUUAAAAGUGAUGAUUUGGAAGUUUUAGGUUAUAAACCAUUAGGUAAGAUUGAGAUGAAGAUGUCUGCAUGA